Molecule: messenger RNA, 1539 nt
Organism: Malaya genurostris
Lineage: Eukaryota; Metazoa; Arthropoda; Insecta; Diptera; Culicidae
Product: sorbitol dehydrogenase-like
Exons: 4
Coding region: 332-1405 (357 amino acids)
Biological process (GO): D-sorbitol catabolic process
Molecular function (GO): zinc ion binding; L-iditol 2-dehydrogenase (NAD+) activity
Source: RefSeq, a predicted model, not a curated record
AAUACCUAAUUCCUUGCGUGGUUUGGUUUGUUUUGAAUGAUGAUAUCAAAACAAAUCAUAUUUCAGUUUAUUACUGCUCGUUGUUACUAUCUCGUCUUCUAAUCUGUUUGGUGUCUUACAAUUAUAAACAUCAUUUUUUGUGCAAAGCGCUCAUAAAACCGGACUGCUCUGAUAAGAGUCUUACUAAUUGUUCAAUAUAAUACUAGCUUCGAAGAGUUGUGUUUCAACGUUCAUCUCAUUGAUUUUCUUACUAUCAUUUAGACCUCUGUUGGAAUCGGUUGCACUUAUUCUUUGAGCCUCCAAUACAUUGCUUGUUACUGUUGCACCGGAAAUGAAGGACAAUCUAACUGCUGUUUUGUAUGGGAUCGAAGAUCUGCGCUUGGAACAACGCCCCAUCCCAACACCGAAAGAUGAUGAGGUCCUGUUGGAAAUGGACAGUGUCGGUAUUUGUGGCUCAGAUGUGCAUUAUCUGGUAAACGGUCGAAUCGGGGACUUCGUGUUGCGUAAACCGAUGGUGAUUGGGCAUGAAGCAUCUGGGAUCGUAUCGAAAGUAGGUUCCAAGGUCAAAAAUGUACAAGUAGGUGAUCGAGUAGCCAUCGAACCUGGCUACGGUUGUCGUGUGUGCGAUUUUUGCAAAGCAGGUCGUUACAAUCUGUGUGAGGACAUGAUUUUCUGUGCGACCCCUCCUUUUGAUGGAAAUUUGACCAGAUAUUUCACACAUCCCGCCGAUUUCUGCUACAAACUGCCACCACAUGUAACCAUGGAAGAGGGAGCACUACUAGAGCCAUUGUCUGUAGGAGUGCACGCCUGUCGAAGGGCGCAGGUUGGGUUGGGUUCGGAGGUGCUGAUCCUCGGAGCUGGCCCGAUCGGAUUGGUAACAUUGAUUACGGCUAAAUCGAUGGGAGCCGGAAAGAUUGUGAUUACUGAUUUGCAGCAGAGCCGGCUUGAUGUUGCUAAAGAGCUCGGUGCAGAUGCAACUCUAAUUAUUGAAAAAGGAAAAAGUGAACAGGAGAUUGUCAAGCAGAUUCAUACACUGUUCGGAGGAGCUCCAGACAAAACCAUUGACUGCAGUGGCGCAGAGGCAACCUCUAGGCUAUCAAUCUUGGCUACUCGAUCUGGGGGAUGUGCCGUUUUGGUAGGCAUGGGGCCCCCCGAAGUCAAAUUACCACUGGUAAACGCCCUAGCACGUGAGGUAGACAUUCGUGGCGUGUUUCGUUAUUGCAAUGAUUAUCCAGCUGCCCUAAGCCUGGUAGCCAGUGGCAAGAUUGAUGUUAAGCGCCUUAUUACUCACCAUUUCAACAUAGAAGAAACUAUGGACGCUUUCAAAACAUCUCGUCAUGGGCUUGAAGGUGCGAUUAAAGUUAUGAUUCAUGUUCAACCAAAGGAUAAGAACAAUCCAAAGUAAUGAGCUACACUUGGCAUUCGCAUGGUAAAAAGAUUUAUAUGUCAUGCAUUUAAAGAAUUCAUAGAAUCAUGCUAUGAUCGAUUCUGUUUAUACAAAAACUUUGCAUAUGUUUUUAAUAAACGUUGAACACGCAA